AUGUGCACUCUUAUUCGGAUAUUCAAUAAACCGGCAUCCAAGAUGUCUCUCGAACAGCCAGCCGGUGAGAUGUACCAGAAGAUCAGGGAGGAGUUGAAUGAGAAGGCGGAGACCAGGGACCAGGACCUCGCCAUCAUCAAGGAAUGGCUGAAGCAGGAGCCCCAUUUGCCUGAUGAAUUCGAUGACCAGCGCAUCAUGACCUUCCUCCGAGGCUGCAAGUUCUCCCUGGAGAAGACCAAGCGUAAGCUGGACAUGUACUUCACCAUGAGGACAGCCGUCCCGGAGUUCUUCAACGACCGUGACGUCACACGGCCCGAACUUCAGGAAAUCCUAAACAUUGUGCAAAUGCCCCCUUUGCCUGGUUUAACUCCCGAGGGACGUCGAGUGAUAGUCAUGAGAGGUCUCGAUAAAGACAUUCAAACUCCCAACGUGGCGGACGCUUUCAAACUGGCGCUAAUGCUGGGUGAUGUAAGACUGGUAGAAGAGAAGGAAGGCGUAGCAGGAGACGUGUACAUCCUAGACGCGUCAGUAGCCACACCCACCCACUUCGCCAAAUUCACCCCAACACUCGUCAAGAAGUUCCUAGUUUGCGUACAGGAAGCCUACCCAGUGAAACUGAAGGAGGUGCAUGUGAUCAACGUAUCCCCACUGGUCGACAAAAUCGUCAACUUCGUGAAACCUUUCAUUAAGGACAAGAUCAAGGAAAGAAUCUUCCUCCAUACUGACACAAAUGAUCUCUACAAAUACGUCCCUAAGGAGAUGCUUCCAACUGAAUACGGUGGCAAUGCUGGCUCCAUGAACGAUCUACACAACGCGUGGGUGAAGAAACUAGAAGAAUACAAAGACUGGUUCGCGGAACAGGAGAACAUUAAGGCCAACGAGGCCCUCAGGCCUGGCAAGCCUACCAACUACGACGAACUGUUCGGCAUCGAUGGAUCUUUCCGUCAAUUAGUCAUAGACUAA
Messenger RNA from Chilo suppressalis (striped riceborer), 963 nucleotides. The record is from the annotation of a GenBank genome assembly. NCBI's taxonomy places the organism in Eukaryota, Metazoa, Arthropoda, Insecta, Lepidoptera, Crambidae.